UCCUCCCCCGCCUCCCACCUUGCUUGUGUCAAAGAUCCUGAGUGAACCUGAAGAAGUUCAAAAUGCCUGAGACGGAUUGUUAAUACUGCUUUGCAGGAAAACAGGGGGAAAAUAGCCACCCCAGGGAAUUUAAAAUUGUUGAAACAGGAUUUGCUGGUGGGGAACGCUGUGGGAAUAAUCAUGCUUCACAGAAGAACAGCACCGAUCUCCAGUUACUCUAAAUACAACCUCAUCCGCUAGGGCUCCAGGAAAAAAAAUAAUUAUAGGAAUCGUACUUGUGAAAAAGCAAUGAUUGCUUUGGACGUUGCGCUUUACCAUCCUCCCUGCACUCUCUGAAGUGAAUCUCUUCUCUUUGAAUUUGCACCGCUUCAAGACCCAAGAGUGACACACACAUUUUUAUAGCCAAAUCGGAUUUUUUUUUAAUCAUUUCCCUCAUUUGCUCCCCCGACCCCUAUUCUUCUCAUGUGGAUAUGCAAGCAAAAAGAGAAGUCUGGAUAGUCCCAACAUGCUCGCUCCUUUAAUCUGCCCGUCUAGAGGUUCUGCUUCUACAAACCAAGGGAGUGUAAGAGCUGAAGAUGAGGCCCAGGGUGGAGUGUCAUUCUCCAAAGUUUUGGCUGGUACUGGCUGUCCUAGCCACGACGGGUGGUGGGGCCCGUGCCCAGAAGAGCCACCCCAGUAUCGGCGUUGCUGUCAUCCUGGUGGGGACCUCAGACGAAGUGGCCAUCAAGGAUGCCCACGAGAAAGAUGACUUCCACCACCUCUCAGUGGUGCCCCGAGUGGAACUGGUGGCCAUGAAUGAGACAGAUCCCAAGAGCAUCAUCACUCGCAUCUGUGACCUCAUGUCAGACCGGAAGGUUCAAGGUGUGGUGUUUGCUGAUGACACAGACCAGGAAGCCAUUGCUCAGAUCCUGGACUUCAUUUCUGCCCAGACUCUCACGCCCAUCCUUGGCAUCCACGGAGGCUCCUCCAUGAUCAUGGCAGACAAGGAUGAGUCAUCCAUGUUCUUCCAGUUUGGCCCAUCAAUAGAACAGCAAGCCUCUGUCAUGCUCAACAUCAUGGAAGAAUAUGAUUGGUACAUCUUCUCCAUUGUCACUACCUACUUCCCUGGCUACCAGGACUUCGUCAACAAGAUCCGCAGCACCAUUGAGAACAGCUUCGUGGGCUGGGAGCUGGAGGAGGUCCUCUUGCUGGACAUGUCCCUGGAUGAUGGAGACUCAAAGAUCCAAAACCAGCUCAAGAAGCUCCAGAGCCCUGUUAUACUCCUUUACUGCACCAAGGAAGAGGCCACCUACAUCUUUGAGGUGGCCAACUCUGUGGGUCUGACAGGCUAUGCUUACACAUGGAUCGUGCCCAGCCUGGUGGCAGGGGAUACAGACACAGUGCCAUCUGAGUUCCCCACUGGCCUCAUCUCUGUGUCAUACGAUGAGUGGGACUAUGGCCUUCCUGCCAGGGUAAGGGAUGGGAUAGCCAUAAUCACCACGGCUGCUUCUGACAUGCUGUCUGAGCACAGCUUCAUCCCUGAGCCCAAGAGCAGCUGUUACAACACCCAGGAGAAACGAAUCUACCAGUCCAACAUGCUGAACAGGUACCUGAUUAAUGUCACCUUUGAAGGGAGGAAUUUGUCCUUCAGUGAAGACGGCUACCAGAUGCACCCCAAGCUGGUGAUCAUCCUUCUGACCAAGGAGAGGAAAUGGGAGAGGGUGGGGAAAUGGAAAGACAAGAGCCUCCAGAUGAAGUAUUAUGUGUGGCCCCGCUUUGAGCUGUACCCUGAUUCUGAGGAGCGUGAGGAUGACCAUCUGAGUAUUGUGACCCUAGAGGAGGCGCCAUUUGUCAUUGUGGAGAGUGUGGACCCACUAAGUGGCACCUGCAUGAGGAAUACGGUCCCCUGCCAAAAACGCGUCGUGACCGAGAACAAGACGGAUGAGGAGCCUGAUUACGUCAAGAAAUGCUGCAAGGGGUUCUGCAUUGACAUCCUCAAGAAAAUCUCCAAGUCUGUUAAGUUUACCUAUGACCUCUACCUGGUGACCAAUGGCAAGCAUGGGAAGAAGAUCAAUGGGACAUGGAAUGGAAUGAUUGGGGAGGUGGUCACCAAGCGAGCCUACAUGGCAGUGGGAUCCCUCACCAUAAAUGAGGAGCGUUCAGAGGUGGUGGACUUCUCUGUGCCCUUCAUCGAGACAGGAAUUAGUGUCAUGGUAUCACGUAGCAAUGGGACUGUCUCACCUUCUGCCUUCCUCGAACCAUUCAGUGCUGACGUAUGGGUGAUGAUGUUUGUCAUGCUGCUCAUAAUCUCUGCAGUGGCUGUCUUCGUCUUUGAGUACUUCAGCCCUGUGGGUUACAAUCGGUGCCUUGCUGAUGGCAGAGAGCCAGGUGGACCCUCUUUCACCAUUGGCAAAGCUAUCUGGUUGCUGUGGGGUCUGGUGUUUAACAACUCCGUGCCAGUGCAGAAUCCCAAAGGUACCACUAGCAAGAUCAUGGUGUCUGUGUGGGCCUUCUUUGCUGUCAUCUUCCUGGCCAGUUAUACUGCCAACCUGGCUGCCUUCAUGAUCCAAGAGGAGUACGUGGACCAAGUGUCUGGACUGAGCGACAAAAAGUUCCAGAAACCUAACGACUUCUCACCCCCUUUCCGCUUUGGGACGGUUCCCAAUGGCAGCACAGAGAGGAACAUUCGCAACAACUACCCUGAAAUGCAUAGCUACAUGGUGAAGUUCAACCAGAGAGGGGUGGACGAUGCCCUAUUCUCGCUGAAGACUGGGAAAUUGGAUGCAUUCAUUUAUGAUGCAGCAGUGCUAAACUACAUGGCUGGCAGAGAUGAAGGCUGCAAGCUGGUAACAAUUGGUAGUGGGAAGGUUUUUGCCUCCACUGGCUAUGGCAUUGCCAUCCAAAAGGACUCGGGCUGGAAACGUCAGGUAGAUCUUGCCAUUCUACAACUUUUUGGUGAUGGGGAGAUGGAAGAGCUGGAAGCUCUCUGGCUUACUGGAAUUUGUCACAAUGAAAAGAAUGAGGUAAUGAGCAGCCAGCUGGACAUAGAUAACAUGGCAGGCGUCUUCUAUAUGCUGGGGGCAGCCAUGGCCCUCAGCCUUAUCACCUUCAUCUGUGAGCAUCUCUUCUACUGGCAAUUCCGCCACUGCUUCAUAGGCGUCUGCUCUGGCAAGCCUGGUAUGGUCUUCUCCAUCAGCAGGCUCUGAUGUGUGUCCUGGUAAAUUCACCCAUGUCUGGCAGCUGUGGUGCUGCUCUUGCUGUCCUGCUUUGCCCCAGGUCUGACUUCCUUGGAGAGGACCCUGGAGGACCUGCUCUGCCUCACAGAUCAGGUUAGAAAGCAGAUUCCUCUUUGGGGUGGCUGGAAUAUAGCAACAGAAAUUCAUUCCACAUGCUAAUUCAGUUUUGUGCUGAAGCCAAUGUGCCAUGUUUCCACACGAGUGUGCCACAUGCAUUGCAUCCUUGGGCCUUACCUGGCAGAUGGAGAAGGAAGACAUCCCCUCGCAGCACAGUACAGUGUUCAGGAAAUGCCUGGUAAAGCAGAAGGGGGAUGCACUUGUCUCAUGACUGGAGUGGGAUGCACCUUUGCUUUCUUGCUUCCUUGGUGCACUUUCAGCAUGGAAGCACUAACCCUAUUUUCAUUCUUGCAUAAGUAUGGAGGGGAGAGCUAUGCUGCGAUAGAUUUGAUCUCAGGUAUCCUGUUUUCGUUUUGCAAGUGUAAGUGUUCAUUGAAGGGCCUGGAAAAGCAGCGCACCUGGUGACCUGAGUUGGGAAUUGAGUUCACCUUCCCCUAGCUCUGUAGCAUUGUGGGGGAGAAGAGGAGACAGUGAGCUCUAUGGGGAGGCAGCAGAUGACCUUUCUGCAUCUUCUCCUUCCCAUCCCAAGGAGAUAUCAACAAACUGGUGGCAUCCCAGCAGAGGGGAAUCAGUUGGGAGUCCCCUCUGGAGCCAGCCAGUUCUGCACUUUAACUGGCCAUUUUGUACAACACAAAGAUCUCUUCUGCCAAUAGUUGGAAAAGAACACCAGGACUUGAUAAGCGGCCACUGCGAUCAAACAGCCGAGGAAGGAACAACGUCCUCUGGCUGUUGCUUCUUGUCAUUUAUGCCACUUGUUUCCAUUAAACCGACUCAUUAUGUUCCAGUCUCUUGGCCACUUAGACAUAUUUUUACAUAUUUAUGAGGCCUUGGGUGGCUUCUUAUUUCAAAGCAUACCCAUCAACAUCCUCUGCUUUCUUCUGCAGGCAUUCACUGGUUCCUCUCCAGCAAUAUCCUGUGCGCUGCCAGGUUUUGCUUUCAAGGAGGAGAAAAGCUUUGUGGGGUGUUUUUUUGUUUGUUUUUCAAUUCUUAAAAGGCUGGGUACCUAAAACCAGUCAGAAUCCUCAUGAGAUACUGUAGGAACGGACCUCGCCACUGAACACAUGUGGCAAUAAGAGGGAUUCAAAGGGGAAGUGGCUAGCUUUGGAGUUCUGCUGCCACUGGUGGCUUUUCUUAUCCUUGGAGCGGGAUCUCUCUUUUCACAUCUGCUCAGAAUACAGCAAGUGGCUCUUUUUCUCUCUCCAUUUUCAACAUUUUUAGGGGGGAAAUUUUGUAAAGUCAUUUUGGCGGGAGAAAGGGAGCCUUUUUUCAGCAAUAUGAUGUUUUGAGACCUCAGUUCUGUGUAUGCAGUCAGCUGUGUUUGGGCUUUUUCCUUUGCAAAUGCUUUUGUUGCCAGGACAAUCUUGAGACAUCUCUUUGCCAGUGACCGAAGCACCAUCUAUAAUUUGGAGAUUGGGGCUGCUACAGAGAAAAGGCUUCAGCCUCUCUGACAGUAACUUCUAACUAACUUCUACCUGGAUUCUCAGAGGUGGGAAUGUUUAAUCAUUGCACAGGUUUUUUUUUCACACUCUCUUUUUCUUUUUUCCUUCUAAAGUUUUACUACAGAAUUCUAGAACAGUGGCCCCAAAUGUUGUCAUCACCCUGGGGUGGGUUGCAGUGUUGUGUAAUAAGAGCCCUCUCUCUCCACUGUAUGUUUUCACUAGUUUCCUUGCUAUCUCAGUCCCCACCCACUGGGCAUAACUCAUUCUUGGCCGUGGAAGUGUGGACUUUGAUUUAGAUACAGCUCACCCAACCAGUGUACCCAUUUAGACCAGACCUCUCCUUGGAAUCCCUGAAUAGUAAGUAUCUAGACCAGACCAGGCUCCAGCUGUCAUGAUUACAUAGGGUACCACUGCUGCUGUUCUCUCUGACAUGGAGUGAUGGACAUUCCUGGGGCUCUUUCAGGAGGAGUCUUUGUGAUCUUUUCCUGGGCAAUAGGCAAUAAAUGGUGUGUUAGAGCUGAGUUGGUAGUGAUCAGUAGGGGAGGGGAGGCCGGCGUGCGCAUGAGAUUCUGUAGCUCAGAUACAAGUGUGUCGCAAUCUCUGUUGAAAUACAGUGGAACAAUACAAUAGAGGUUCUACUCACAGACCGGCCCUCCGUUGCCACUGAUCUCACCGUAUGGAUGCUCCAAGGGUGACUACUCCUCGAUGAUGAGGGGAAGGGCAGCAGGGAAAAGAGAGGUGGAGGUUUCUCCCUUGGGCUGGCAGUGAUAAUUCCUUUAGAUCAUGCUCUUGGGUGGGAACAAUGCUAAAAAAGCUGUGGAGGGCAGAUUUGAAAACAUGAGGGGAGAUUGAGCAAGGUGGAGUGAGCCAGCUCCUGGUUGGAACAGCCUAAACUAUCUUUUCAGUAAUUCUUUCUCUCCCUCCUUGCACAAUCCUCAUUGCUGCCUCCCCCCACUUAUAGAAACAAAAGGGACUGGACCUGGGUCCUGAGAAAUAAGAUCCAGAGAGGGGAUCUAAUAACUCCCAUGCCCACUUCUGUCUUUUUCCUGCAGCCCUGUGCUGUUCAUGGGUGGCUAGGGCUGGCCUUUGACUCAGACAGUGCCCUCCUGGGCCAACCAGAAUCUAGCAGUGCCCACAGUAGAGCAACUGGGGAGAAAUAUGGGGCCUGACCAACACUCUCCCUAUGCACCAUUGUGACAUGUGAGAGAAAUCGCAGCAUGUGGAUGUGAGCAUCCGGGGCGUAGGAGCAGCGGGGUGUUCUUGGCUUGGGAUAUCCUGCCCUCAUGGGUAUGUGGGAACCCAAGUGUGUUGACAUUCAGGAGAUGGUGUCAGGCUCCUUUAUGCUUUCCAGGCUUUUGGCUGAAACAAAAUAGUGACUGGGAAAAUUCUAGUUUCUUCUGGGGUUAGGGGAGGGACACUAUUUAGGGCUGACACUGGUCAGCAUCUUAUGUAUUUUACUUUUAAAUAAUGUAAAUUUGCCCAGAGAAUGUUGGAUGAGCUCAGUCUAUAGAUCAAAAGAGAAAUAAAUAUUCACCUAUAGCGAUGGUUUUCAACCUGGGGUCUGCAGACCAUGUCUAAGAUUUCCAAAGGGGCCCACACCUCCAUUCGAAAUUUUUUAGGGGUCCGCAAAUGAAGAAAAGGGUGAAAACCACUGUUCUGCAGUGUAAUUCCCCUAUUGCCCCACUGUCCCUCCUUCACUUCUCCUGAGCUCAUGGUUUCUCUGGGUGGGCUCUGACACCUACCAGGCCUUCCUUUAGAGCAAACAUUUCCUUCCUCCUUGCGUGAACUUCUGGACCUAAAUAUUGCCUCCUCCUCACUUUUUUUCACAUACACAUGCUCAACCCCUGGCCCCUCCACUUGUGAGAACCAGAGCCACAGAGGCAGGAGUGCCAAAUGACUAUUUAUUUCUCAAAAUAAAAUUAAAAAAAAGAGUUUUUUAAAAAUAUGCAAUUGUGCAAAGGGAACCGACAGCAAGAUGAUGGUGGCAGAGAGGAAACGGGAUGUUUUGUAACUAGCUGCAGUAAAAAAACAAAAAACAAAAACAAAAAACAUCAAAAAUAUUGAAAAAAAGAAAAAAGGGAAAAAAAUCUUGGCCUAUUUUGGAAAUAUUGUGAAUAAUUUUUUGAUAUAAAUACUAAUUUUUAUGUAGCAUGAAAAUCACCAAAAUAAAAUGAUCAAGAAUAAAAGUUGUGCAGAGGUAUUUUGUGUUUGUUGUUUUGGAGGGAAAUGAAGAGGUAGGAGAGGAGUGGGGUGUGCAUGUGUGAGAGAGAGAGUGAAAGAGAGAAGGAGGCAGUGUUAUCAGAUCUUGUGAUUUCAUCUCAAGUUUUUCAAUAGUGGUGUUUUUCAUAAAGCCCCAGUUCCUGGAGUCCUAUGAUUAUGCGAGAAUCUCCACUUUCAUUUUUUUAAAUAAUAAGUUUUUAGCCUUCAUUGUUGAAGAGAAAAGAAUGGCCCAGAAAGUCUCAGAAGUCAAAAAAGAAAUAUAAAAUACCCAACAUUUAUGAUUUUUGAGCAGCUGAAGUUGGCAGUACUAGUGAAGGCUGUACGGAGCAGGGAGGCCAGGGGUAUGAAGAUUAUAUUCACACAUACGUCGUUAAUUUUGUCAUAUGUUGGACAAGCCUCCUUGUAAUUAACUUGACCUCCUCUUUUCUGCCCCUGCCCACUGAGAAAUGAGGCACUGAUCCAUCCGAGGACACAUAGGCACUGCCUCUCUGGUCCCCUUUGUAGAAACUUUACAUUUGUUUCCAAUUCUUCCUCCCUUCCAAAGGAAAUGUGCUUCCUCUCCAAAGCCUGAAGAAAACUAGAUGUUGGGCCCUCAGCUCCUUUAGGAAAAUUGGAAUAACUCCCCAAACAUCAUGAAGAAAUUGUGGUGUUAGAAUCCUGACCCUCCUCCCUAGAAGAAAUGUGCACCCCAAAAGCAAAUAUAGCACUGCCACCUUAAAGGGAAAAAAGUGUUGACUCCCUGAAUGCUCAUGAGAAAAAGGAAGAGUGACCCCUUGAAUUUCCAGAGGAAAGGAGGUGCUGCGUCCCUCCAUCAUCUCCUCAAAGAACAUGAUGUUUGUUCCCCUGCAGAAAUCUGAGUGUAAAUCAGAGACUCGAGAUGCUGCUCCUGAGCUUACCUUCCAGGCUAAUUGUGCAUCAGCAGAGAUGUAACCAUCUCCCCUUCUCCCAGGGGAAUGGUGAUACUGGGCUUAGGCAAACACAGCACUUGCUGCAUUGAAAAUAUACCGCAAUUUUUCACUUUAUGGGCCUGAAUAAAUGUAUUCUUCUGCCCUAUUAACUUCAUCUUUCCAUCCUCAUAUACAUUCUCCCAGACUCCAGCCACUGGAAUAGUGACUCACCAGCUAUCAGCCAGCCUUCAUUGCCACCAGCCUGUCCCAUCCCCCUUGCCCAAAAAACCUCCAGAAAGACAGCUGAUCCCCUGGCUGGAAUAACAGUGGAUCUUUGGGAUUUGGGCCCAGCUGCUUGUAGAGAGACAUAGCAUGGGUUAAACUCCUCCUUCCUGAUAAAGUUCCAGUUGUUGGCAUUUGUUUUUCUUUGAGGCUGCUCCUCCAAUAUGUGUCUUCUCCACACAACGCACAGUCAACCUGUGGAACUCAUUGCCCAGGGAAGUUGUGAAGGCCAAAAGUAUAACUGAGUUCAAAAAAGAAUUAAAUAAGUUCAUGGAGGACAAGUCCUUCAAUGGCUAUUAGCCAAGAUGGUCAGGGAUGCGACCCCAUGCUCUGGGUAUCCCUAAACCUCUGACUGCUACAAGCUGGGACUGGGCGAUGGGAUGGAUCACUUGAUGAUUGCCUGUUCUGUUAAUUCCCACUGAAGCACCUGGCAUUGGCCACUGUCGAAAACAGGAUACCGGGCUAGCUGGACCAUUGGUCUGAUGCAGUAUGACUAUUCUUAUGUUUUAUAUUCUUAAGUGUCUGGCUGGUUACCCCUGGUACCUCACCUCCAAUUGCUCUCUGGUCAGUUUUACCGGCAGUUCUUCCUCCCUCUGAGGAGUGUUGUACCUCUGUGGUCUCGCUGUUGCUAGGAGAGAGAGGGGAAGGGGAUUAUUCCUGCCUUCUCAUCCUGGUACAAUUCACACACUUAUAAAAAUAAUUUAUACUGAUCAGCCAUCACUAGCCUUUCCUGCAGCUUCAGAAUGUUGCCCCUCCCCCGCAAACCCUGGUGUGGUAGCACCCCUUCUUACCAGGGGAUCCGCAUCCUAUUUUUGUUACAAAUGCUAGUUGGUUCUUGGGUUGUAUUUAGGGGCUGCAUCCACACCUUGGGACUUGAGGAUAGUGAAAGGAAACAUGCAAAAUAUUAUCCUUGGCUUGGAAAAUUCCCACCAAAGGUUCCCUGUGAUUGUCACUCUAGCUUAAUACAUCGAUGGGCCCUCCUUGGCAGGGUUGUGGAAGAAGAGGGGAACCAGGGCGAGAUGUUAAUGUCACUUUAGAUGGAUUCUGGGCAAGCAUGUUGUGUGUGGUCACCAGUUAGAGAAAAUGGUGUAGGGUGAGAGGAGCACUUACCCAGAUCACCCAUGAUGGCAGAUGAGGACUUGUCGCUCUGUGAUUCCUGCCACCUUUCCAUCCCACAUAGUCUGAGAGGCGAUCACCUCUUCCCCUUGGCAGCAUGUGCCAGUUGACUGCCUGUGGGUUGAGAGAGGCCAGGGGAGAGGGCUAUGGCGGGAAUAGGUAGGAAAAGAAGCAUAAAGAAAGUGCAUGGAGAGCUCUUCACUAUCAAAAAGGCAUUCUGUGGUUCAUUCCCAGUGACUGCCUGCCUCCCAGCAAAAGGGCUGCUGCCAGGAGGAGGCAGUAAAGUUUCUCACUAAUGUCUCAGUAGUGUCCAUAGUCCUGCACAAUGAGAAACACUUCUCUCCACAAGCAGGUUUGUAGCCCAGUGUGUGUGCAAAGGAGGGACAGCUAUCUCCAACGUGACAGGAGGCGUAAAAACUCAAGUGGAAUCCUGUGUCUACAUGGAAUAAAGUUUUAAUCCAGCCCCAGGGAAAAAGAGGGGAAUCAGCCUAGAGAAGCCCUUUGGGCAAGAUGCUGAAAUCUUGACUUCCACGGGUGACAUUUCAGAUCCCAAAGGCAGGGUCUUUGGCCGUUCUCUUGGUCUGCCUGCAAGUUUAACACAGAGACACUUGCCAUGGCCAGAGUUCAGCCCCUGCCCCCUCUUGCUUUCGCAUCAUUGGAAAGGAUAGCAACACGGGGAUGGGAGAGGACACAUGCCGGGCUAGGACAGCCUCAAACCCACCAAGCCAAUCUUCCCCUAGGCUGGUUGGGCUGGCUAACAGAAGCAUCAGCUUUGCCAGCAGCAAUUAACUGGAUUCUUUUUCCCUCACCUUACACUGGGAGGAGCGUACUCCUGAAAAUAUCCUUUCAUGCACCUUGUCUCCCCACACCAGUGCCCAGAUUCCAGAAUUUUUAUGGAGGAAGUUGAUCCAGGCCACCAGGAUGCCAUAUUCCUUUUCAGGAUACACAUAUGGAGGGGCUAAAAAUCAUGGGGUUUUGAACAGUCCUGUCCCCCAGAUAUCCUUUGUGGACUGUCUAUUGAUUAUUUGUUAAUGUAGACUAUUCAGCCGGCAGAGACUGGCUUAUCAAUUUGGCUUUGCAUUAGAAACAUAUAGAAUUGGCUACUGAAGAGCUGCCUGUAAGAUGAUAUUCUUCCUUAGACUGCUGGGGCUCUGUAAUUUGGUCUUGCCUCUCACCCAUGAAUGGCCCCAGGACUCCUACUUGGACUACCAAGGCUGAGGGUCUUUUUUUUUUUUUUUUGAACUAUUGGAGCUCUUCCACGUAGGCUGACAUCCCUUCAGAAGAUGAAUCAGAGUAUGCUAUUUCAUAAGAGAAACUCAAGACUUCUUCAGCUACGUGAGCUCACUCUUGUCAUAUCCAGACAAAGACAGCAGCAUCCCGUUCUGGACCAAAGAGUACUUGCUAUAGUGGACUGACCACUUCUCUCAGCUUUCUAGCCACUGUAUCAGAGCAUCUGCUUGGGGAAUACCCUUUCAGCUUCGUUACCCACACUCUCAUUCCAGCUUUCUUAUGGCUUUCCAUGCACUAUCUUGGCUGUCAAGUACGCAGCCUCCCCCUUCUUUCUAUUCCACAAGGAAGGGCUUCAUGGGAUGCUUUCUUACCUAAGAUGUUAGAUUAAAAACCAAGAGGCUUUUGGAAACUGUCUCUGCUACUCUCUGAUUAGUGUUCUUGCUGAAGAGGCAAGAGACAGGCCUGGCUACCAAAGCCGCCAUCGGAAAGUUAAGCACUGAGUAAGUGAUUGCCCUUCAGCAGCAACUCAUGGUCUUUCAAUUAGCAGAGGAGGACACUCUCUGGAAUGUUAAGUAACAUUCUGUGGGCGAUUGCCUCUCUCUCAUGGCAUGUGCAGAGGAAUUUUAAAUUGUUUCAGGGCUUUUUCAGAGAGAAAUUUCUUGACCAGGUUUUCUGUCACUCACUUGAAACUCAGGCAAACUUUCCUCACAGCGUGUGAACAAUGAAAUUGCUUGUCAGUGGUAACAUGAGGCAGGUUUUUGGCUGGCACACUCAACCUGGAGGUGUCUGUGGUUCCAAUCCCAAGUUUAAGGACCAGUGUUGUGGACGUUGUUACUCUCUCAGUACAGUGGUGGGUGUUAACGACGGGCCAACUUCCAAAGGCUCCUCAGAGGUUUGGCUAAGCAGCACCCAGAAGUUUGGAUGCUCAUAAUAGGCCUGAGCUUUUUCUGAAAAAUCUCCCCCCAUUGCUGCAAUAGCAAUGCAGCUCCCCCAAGGCUAAGAACAAUGGAAGGGCUAGUACAGGUUAGCCAGUGGUGUUUUGAGCACCUACACCAUCUCUGGGCAGGGUUAAUGGCAGGUAAGAAUGCUGCCAGCAGCCUACCCCACUCCACUGGUGCUAGCAUGAGGGGAGCUGCAUGGUUAGCUCGGUGACAGUGGGAGAUACUUAGAAGAAAGCUCAGUGUAGCUGCAGCCUCGAGGGUAGUAGGAGCGGGAAGAAUGUCCCUAGGACUCAGUCAAGCAUGUCUAGGGUCUAAUCUGGCCCCUGUCAUUUCACUCCUUUGCCUUGUUAGCCCUCUUUUACAGGUAGGAAACCAAAGCAUGCCUCUGGGGAGUGUCAUGAAGAUCAGUUACUUAAUGUUUGCACUGGGUUUCGAAGAGGUGGGGAGAAGAAGAUAUUCAAAAGCACCGGUGGAACUCAUGACAGAACAAGCCUUCUUGGAAGAUUUCCAGGAUACCCUUGUUCUGAUCAGGCUGGCAAUACUAACAGAGCAGCCUAUCCCUCAAGAGUAUUGUUGGCCUGCCAUUACUGGCUGAAACAAGGAAACGUAGAGGCAACUUCAGGCAUGGGAAGAAGUGAGGAGCAGGGGAAUCAAAUGUCAUCAGACUUCAGCAGAGAUUUGAGGCUCAUGUUUGGGACAAGCAGUAGCUGAAGAUUCAGAUCAAAUAAUUAUUUUAUUUAAAAUGUUGCCAUCCCUCCUAAUCAUGCUGUUUAUAAUUAUUUAUGGAUAUAAAGUCAUUAUCAAUACCAUUUUUUAUUAAUCAGGAAUGUGCCAGGUGUGUGCUAGGUGCUUUCUAAGCAGGUGUGUAAAACGGCUACAAUUUUCAAAAGCACCCUAACUCCCAUUUUCAAAAGUGACUUAGGCACAUUUGAAAAUAUUAUCCAAAGUCCCUACUUCAAGAGCUCUCAAUCUUGAUGUUAAGCCUAAAUAUGCAUAUAUUAGCAUUUAUGUUAACAAGUAAAUUGACAGAUGCCAUAAGUUAACAUACAUUAUGCAAAUGUUUUAAAAUCUUGCUCUGUACACAUUUACGUACCAUGUACUUACUGAUAAAUGAGAUGUACAAAUUACAAGGAAAGCAAUCACAGGUCCCUUACAGAGUGUAAACUAGGUGAACUUUGUGUCGUGCAGUGUUAGCUGUGGGUAAAUCAGAAGGGGGCAGGAAAUCCAACUGUUUCCAAUAAAAAACCUAAAUGACGGCCUCCAUACUUUGGCAAUGGCAGGUCAGGAAUCAGUGUCAGAUGGAGGAAUCGCAUCCGGGGCAGAACAACACGUAGUUAGAAAUCACCUCUCCCAGCACUGAAUAUGAGUCAGAUGUUUAGUUUUGUAAUGCAGUGGGAAGAUCUGGUUUAGAUAAAUUAGGAAUCAGCUUUAAUGGUCACCUGAAACAUAAACGGUCAGCCUGAACUCGGCUGGAGGUUUGAAAAUAAUAAUACUAUUAAUUACAAUGUUUAGUACUCACAUGACCCUUU
This is a messenger RNA of Gopherus flavomarginatus (Mexican gopher tortoise), 12976 nucleotides long. It is a transcript of the gene GRIN2B, whose product is annotated as glutamate ionotropic receptor NMDA type subunit 2B. The transcript is spliced from 14 exons. NCBI's taxonomy places the organism in Eukaryota, Metazoa, Chordata, Testudines, Testudinidae. The record is from RefSeq and is a predicted model, not a curated record. Gene Ontology annotation, cellular component: plasma membrane; NMDA selective glutamate receptor complex; postsynaptic density membrane. Bases 576 to 3185 code for a protein of 869 amino acids. Gene Ontology annotation, molecular function: transmitter-gated monoatomic ion channel activity involved in regulation of postsynaptic membrane potential; NMDA glutamate receptor activity. Gene Ontology annotation, biological process: long-term synaptic potentiation; monoatomic ion transport; excitatory postsynaptic potential.